AUGAACAGUGACCAGUCUAUGGGAAUAACUAUUACAUUCAAAGAUGGACACCACUCUACUGAACAGAGCAGGAUCCAUCAGGAGAGACCAGACUCCCCGGUACCCAGCUGUGGGUCCAUGAACAGUGACCAGUCUAUGGGAAUACCUAUUACAUUCAAAGAUGGACACCACUCUACUGAACAGAGCAGGAUCCAUCAGGAGAGACCAGACUCCCCUGUACCCAGCUGUGGGUCCAUCAAGAGUGACCAGUCUAUGGAACCACCUAUUUAUUUCCAAGAUGGACACCACUCUACUGAACAGAGAGGCCACCAGGAGAGUUCAGAUGUUCUCAGUAGUCAGUCUUUGCAGGAGCAUCAAACAGACCUGGACUAUAUAUUUAUGCUGCUUGAGGAGAAGGUUGUCACUUUUGUAAAGAAGGAGCUGAAGAGGUUCCAGAAGGUUCUCAGUCAAGAUUACCCAGAGUGCAUAGAGAGACAGAGGGAGGAGGAGGAGGAGCAGAGGAGGCGUGCCAGAGAGGCACUUCUGAAGAUCACACUGCACUUCCUGAGGAGUAUGAAGCAGGAGGAGCUGGCUGACACUCUGGAGAGCAAAACCCUUGUUCCCUUGUGCCAGAGUAAACUCAAAGCAGCUCUGAAGAAGAAGUUUCAGUGUUUGUUUGAGGGUGUUGCUAAACCAGGAGAGUCAACACUUCUGAAUCAGGUCUACACAGAGCUCUACAUCACAGAGGGAGGGAGUGGAGAGAUCAAUAAUGAACAUGAGCUCAGACAGAUUGAAGCAGCAUCCAGGAAACCAGCGAGACCAGAAACACAAAUCAAAUGUGAAGACAUCUUUAAACCCUUACCUGGACAAGAUAAACCAAUCAGAACAUUGAUGACAAGGGGAGUGGCUGGCAUCGGGAAAACAGUCUUAACACAGAAGUUCACUCUGGACUGGGCUGAAGACAAAACCAACCACAAUAUGCACUUCAUGUUUCCAUUCACAUUCAGAGAGCUGAAUGUGCUGAAAGAUAAAAAGUUCAGCUUGGUGGGACUUCUUCAUCACUUCUUUAUUGAAACCAAAGAAGCAGGAAUCUGCAGCUUUGAUGAGUUCCAAGUUGUGUUCAUCUUUGAUGGUCUGGAUGAGUGUCGACUUCCUCUGGACUUCCAGAACAAUGAGAUCUCGACUGAUGUCACAAAAUCCACCUCAGUGGAUGUGCUGCUGACAAACCUCAUCAAAGGGAAUCUGCUUCCCUCCGCUCACCUCUGGAUAACCACACGGUCCGCAGCAGCCAACCAGAUCCCUCCUAAGUGGGUUGACUUGGUGACGGAGGUGAGAGGGUUCACUGAUCCACAGAAGGAGGAGUACUUCAAGAAGAGAUUCAGAGAUAAGAAGCAGGCCAGAAGAAUCAUCUCACACAUCAAGACAUCACGAAGCCUCCACAUCAUGUGUCACAUCCCAGUCUUCUGUUGGAUCACUACUACAGUUCUGGAUCACGUGUUGAGAACAGAUGAGAGAGGAGAGAUGCCCAAGACCCUGACUGAGAUGUACAUCCACUUCCUGGUGGUUCAGUCCAUCCAGGAGAAUGUGAAGUAUCAUGGGAGAGCUGAGACAGAGCCACACUGGAAUACAAAGAGCAGGGAGAUGAUUAUGUCUCUGGGAAAACUGGCAUUUGAACAGCUGGAGAAAGGCAACCUGAUCUUCUAUGAAGCAGACCUGACAGAGUGUGGCAUUGAUAUUAAAGCAGCCUCAGUGUAUUCAGGAGUGCUCACACAGAUCUUUAAAGAAGAGUGUGGGCUGUACCAGGACAAGAUCUUCUGCUUUGUCCAUCUGAGCAUUCAGGAGUUUCUGGCUGCUCUUUAUGUCUUUGUCUCAUUCAUCAACACUGGAGUAAACGUACUGUCAGAAACACAGUCAACCUCCUACUGGUUUAAUCUAUUUACACUAUUUAGAUAUAAACCUAUACUACCAGACCACUACCAGACAGCAGUGGACAAGGCCUUAGAGAGUCCAAACGGACAUCUGGACUUGUUCCUGCGCUUCCUCCUGGGCCUCUCACUGGAACCCAAUCAGAAUCUCCUACGAGGCCUGCUGGGAAAGACAGGAAGAAAGUCACAGACCAAUCAGAAAACAGUCCUGUACAUCCAGGAGAAGAUCAGGGGGGAUCUCUCUCCAGAGAGAAGCAUCAAUCUGUUCCACUGUCUGAAUGAACUGAAUGACCAUUCUCUAGUGGAGGAGAUCCAACAGUACCUGACAUCAGGAAGACUCUCCACAGAUCAACUCUCUCCUGCUCAGUGGUCAUCUCUGGUCUUCAUCUUACUGUCUUCAGAAAAGGAGCUGGACGUGUUUGACCUGAAGAAAUACUCUGCUUCGGAGGAGGGUCUUCUGAGGCUGCUGCCAGUGGUCAAAGCCUCCAAUGCAGCUCUGUUGAGUUCCUGUAAUCUGUCAGACAGCAGCUGUGAAGUUGUUUCCUCAGUUCUCAGCUCAGACUCCUCUAGUGUGAGAGAGCUGGACCUGAGUAACAAUGAUCUGCAGGAUUCAGGAGUGAAGCUGCUCUCUGCUGGACUGGGGAGUCCACAAUGUAGACUGGAAACUCUCAGGUUGAGUUCCUGUAAUCUGUCAGACAGUAGCUGUGAAGUUGUGUCCUCAGUUCUCAGCUCAGACUCCUCUAGUGUGAGAGAGCUGGACCUGAGUAACAAUGAUCUGCAGGAUUCAGGAGUGAAGCUGCUCUCUGCUGGACUGGGGAGUCCACAAUGUAGAUUGGAAACUCUCAGGUUGAGUUUCUGUAAUCUGUCAGACAGAAGCUGUGAAGUUGUGUCCUCAGUUCUCAGCUCCGACUCCUCUACUGUGAGAGAGCUGGACCUGAGUAACAAUGAUCUGCAGGAUUCAGGAGUGAAGCUGCUCUCUGCUGGACUGGGGAGUCCACAAUGUAGACUGGAAACUCUCAGGCUGUCGGGCUGUCUGGUCACAGAGGAAGGUUGUUCUUCUCUGCUCUCAGCUCUGAGCUCCAACCCCUCCCAUCUGAGAGAGCUGGACCUGAGCUACAACCAGCCAGGAGACUCAGGAGGGGAGCUGCUCUCUGCUGGACUGGAGGAGCCACACUGGAGACUGGACACUCUCAGACUGGACCAUGCUGGAGUGUGCAGGUUGACACCAGGUGUGAGGAAGUAUGCCUGUGAACUCACACUGGACCCAAACACUGCACACAGAGACCUCCUUCUGUCUGAGGACAACAGAAAGGUGACGCGGUUGAGGGAGGAGCAGUCGUAUCCUGAUCAUCCAGACAGAUUUGACUUGUCGAGACAGGUUCUAUGUAGAGAGAGUCUGACUGACCGCUGUUACAUGGAGGUAAAGUGGGAAGGAGGGGUUUCUAUAGGAGUGACUUACAGAGGAAUCAGAAGGAGAGGAAGAAGUGAUGACUGUGUUCUUGGAUGGAAUGAAAAGUCCUGGGGUCUGUUCUGUUGUAGUGAUAGGUACGCUGCCUGGCAUAAUAAAAGAGUAUCAGAGAUACGUAUCUCCCCCUCCUCCUCUGACAGAGUAGGAGUGUAUCUGGACUGGUCUGCUGGAACUCUGUCCUUCUACAGAGUCUCCUCUGACACCCUGACACACCUCCACACCUUCACCUCCACAUUCAAUGAACCUCUCCAUGGUGGAUUUGGGUUUGAAUUACGCGGCUCCUCAGUGUGUCUGUGUUAG
Molecule: messenger RNA, 3672 nt
Organism: Lampris incognitus (smalleye Pacific opah)
Lineage: Eukaryota; Metazoa; Chordata; Actinopteri; Lampriformes; Lampridae
Product: protein NLRC3-like
Exons: 12
Coding region: 1-3672 (1223 amino acids)
Molecular function (GO): protein binding
Source: RefSeq, a predicted model, not a curated record